GACUUCUGCAGCGAGUAACAAACCAGUGACCAUUUCAGUAUCUGCACAAAAACCAAAACCUGGUAAACGAGAAAGUAAAGACGCAGUGGAUGAAGUUAGGACAUCUGACAAAUAUGGAGAAAUAUAUGUCAGAGGGGAAGAAAGUAAUGAAGAACAGAGAGAACUUAAGAAAAAGGAGAGAUUCAUUAAACAAAUAGCAGUAACUGUGUCAUCAUCUUCAAGUGAGGAAAGUAGUAAUGAUUUUGCGAAAUAUGUACUUCAAAGGAGAAGAAUGCGCAGGGAUCGUUAUAAAGACACAGGAACCCAGAAGGAAAUAGAAGCAGUAGAAAACGUGAAUGAUUUAGAAGAAAGAGAUACUGAGACAGAAGAAGAGCAAGAUACAAAUAAACAAAGAGAGAGUGCAGAAGAGACCAAUAUGAAAAGCGUGAGUGAAGAGGAAACAAAAGUGAAAAAGUUUGAUGAUAAACCUGAUGAAGCCCCACAGCAAGAUGCUAAGAAUGAAGAAUUUAAUCAGGCAGAGAAGAGUGAAGAAAGUGAAAUGGGAAUGAAAGAGGGUGAAAGUGAAAAGGAGAACCAAGAUGAAAACCCUAAUAGUGAAGUAGAAUCUGGAGAGGAGGAAGAUGAAAAUGAGGUUAGAAAAGAUGAUGAUGAUACCUCAAUAGUAAGUGAUGGAGAUGAAGAGGAGAAAGGUAAUGGAGAAGAAAGUGAAAAAUCUGAAGCACAGUAUGAAGCAGAAGGUGAUCAUGAGAGAAAGGCAAAGGCUGAAGAGAAUCAUCACAGAAGAGGCACAGAGGAGAGAAGUCAAGAGUGUAAUUUUAAAGAGGAAGAAACAGUGGGCAAGAGAGAAGAGGAGAAGAGAGAUGAGUCAGUAGGAGGAAAGGAGGGUAAAUGUAAGGAGGAGCAGAGUGAAGACACAGAAGUGGAGGCUGAGAGUGAGGGUGGAGAGGAGGAUGAAGACAGUGAAAGGGAGGAAGAGGGAGGUGAUGGGGAGGGAGAGGAGGAGGAUGAGGAAGAGGAGGAGGGGGAGGAGUAUGGGGAGGAGGAUGAGGAGGGGGAGGAGGAGGGGGAAGAUGAGGGGGGGGAGGAGGAGGGGCAAGAUGAGGGGGAAGAGGAGGAGGGGGAGGAGGAGGGGCAAGAUGAGGGGGAAGAGGAGGAGGGGGAGGGGGAGGGGCAAGAUGAGGGGGAAGAGGAGGAGGAGGAGGGGGAGGGGCAAGAUGAGGGGGAAGAGGAGGGGGAGGAGGGGGAGGGGCAAGAUGAGGGGGAAGAGGAGGGGGAGGAGGGGGAGGGGCAAGAUGAGGGGGAAGAGGAGGGGGAGGAGGGGGAGGGGCAAGAUGAGGGGGAGGGGGAAGGGGAGGAGGAGGGGGAGGGGGAGGGGCAAGAUGAGGGGGAGGGGGAGGAGGAGGGGGAGGGGCAAGAUGAGGGGGAGGAGGAGGGGGAAGGGGAGGACGAGGGGGAGGGGGAGGGGGAAGAUGAAGAGGGGGAGGAUGAGGGGGAAGAUGAUGAGGGGGAGGGGGAGGAAGGAGAGGGAGAAGAUGAGGGGGAAGAAGGGGAGGAAGAGGAGAAUGUUGGAGAAAAAAUCAAAGAAAAUAAGCAUCUGCAAAGGCAUAAUAAAAACAGAAAGCAGGAGAAGAAAGAAAGUGCUGUACAGAGCUCUAUACAGAAAGUAAGGACUAAACAACAUGUAGUGAAUGGAUUACACAAUUCAGAACAAUUUUGGAACAAUGUGCUACCUCAUUAUUUGACACUAAAAUAGUACAGGAUGCUGGAGAUUUACUUUAAACAGAUUCAUUCAGGAUAUUGUUGUGCCAUACCAAGUUUAUUUAGCUAUAAUACUUUUUUUUAAAGUGAUUUUUUAAAAAAAAAUUAGUCACAAUAAAUGUAUUAUACUAACAUCAAGUGCCAGUUUCCUAAAGGGCUACAGAAAACAUUUAAGAGUUUGGUGACCUUUAUCAGACCAAAUUAUCAGAUAUAAAUUCUGGUGAAAUCACUUUCAUCUUUACUGUGUACAACACUAUUACAGAUGCAGAAAGUGAUUCCCUGAGACAAAGCAUUUGCUUGACACAAAUUUUGUCAUAAUUUUAGGAUGAUGGCGUGUAUUAUGUCUUGUAACAAUGUAAUUUUAAUUGCCUUUUUAAUCAGAUUUCUGGAGCUGAAACAUUUAAUUUUGAUUAUGGGGUAACUAACAUGUUGAUGUGCCUUAUAUGAAUGGAAUAUCAAUAAAUCAUAAAAAUUCAAUUUUGAGAAAUAUAUCAACAGUGUUCUUUUCCUUUUAAUUUCUAGUAGGCCAAUGUAUUCAUUUGUUCUUAUAGACAAAUAGUUCGUUAGAAAAUUCCAGAUAAGUCCAAGAAAGGACAGUGCCAGUAUCUGGUCAGUACUUGGUUUCUGUAAACUGAGGCCUUGAUGUUUCAAAAGGACUUCAGCUUAGUCUCUGAUUCUAGUGCCAACAUGCAAUUGUGUUCUAAAAAAUAUGAGCACAAAAUCAGGGGCCUCUGAAAAUCUGACCUCAAAUGUAUUGUGGUUAGAGUACAUCCAGUUAGUGAUAACAAAACUAUUUAAUUAUUAGAGGCAAUUCAUCUCAGAUCCAUACAGAGCCAUGAAAUGUUUCUUCAUUCUUAUUUACUCGUUGAGCACUGUUAAUGUACUCUGUGCCAUACAUUACAGAGAAGACAUGGUCCCUGCCUCAUAGAGCGCAUCAGAUAGGCACCCAAUACCCCUAGGUAACAAAGGACUGGGAAUUUGGAUCACAAAGGUCUUGAUCCUGCAAACAUACAAAUGCUUAAUUUUACUGCCAUGAGUAAUCCCAAGUGGGACUACUUACAGUACUAAAAUAAAGCAUGUGGGUACUGUUUGCAGGAUCGGGGCCUAAGUGAUGAAAGGAAGAUGUAGUAAAUCAAGAAUCUAGAUGAAAUAGAAUGGAAAUUGGCAUAAAAGAUCUAGAUGGCUGAAAAGACAAUUUUUGGAAUUUCUAAAAGAUUUGGUGUUCCCCUAAACUCUAAAUAAUCAUAGUUCCCCUUUUUUCAAUUUUCGAAACUCUUAGCAAAUAAUUUUUAAAGGAUUUGCACUGUGUUUGUAAUGGUGUGUCUGGUGAGGGGAAGAGAAAAAUAGGUGGUUUUGUCAUCCAGCAUUUUUCUUAGUACUUGCGUACCAUAUUGGUGGCCACUGUAGGAAACCCUAAAGUAGACAAAUCUCUGUUAACCAACCUGAGUGGUCUUGACAGUCUCUGAAGAGAGUUCCUUCAAUCUCUCUUUCAAAAUGAGGACAAGAGGAGGAAGAAGAAAUCAAAAUGCGUGGGGGAGGGGCGUGGGAUUAACAGAUGUCAAGCAGUAAAAAUGUUAAUUAGUACUUGUAUUGUGGUUGUGAAACAUUUUUUUAAAAAUUUUGUUUUGUA
Molecule: messenger RNA, 3388 nt
Organism: Chelonia mydas (Green sea turtle)
Lineage: Eukaryota; Metazoa; Chordata; Testudines; Cheloniidae
Product: spore wall protein 2-like
Exons: 1
Coding region: 272-1753 (493 amino acids)
Source: RefSeq, a predicted model, not a curated record